Molecule: messenger RNA, 828 nt
Organism: Cooperia oncophora
Lineage: Eukaryota; Metazoa; Nematoda; Chromadorea; Rhabditida; Trichostrongylidae
Source: the annotation of a GenBank genome assembly
AUGCCAAUGACUGUAAAAUUGAAAGGAGUUACAAACGCACCAGGUGAGCUGUCUGUGGAUGCUAUCAGGGCGACCUGGCUUCCCGUUUACAACAAGUUCGUGCUCAACGAUGAAAAACUUGAAUUGAAGAUCAGUGCUCGCGGGAUGAAGCCGGGCGGAGGUGGAUGUAUUACUUUUUCAGCUCCCAUCGUCAAAACAUUGCGGCCAGUACAAAGGGAGAAGCAAGGCAAAAUAUGCAAAAUCCGUGGGCAGGCAUACGUCACAAAGGUGACUCCUUCGCUGGCUUAUCGAAUGAUCGAUUCUGCAAAGAAAAUGCUGCAUGGUUAUAUUGCUGAUGUAUACAUAACUGUAGAUCAGAGGAAAGGAGAUUCCGGCGGAAACUCUCCCGGAUAUGGAUUGUUCCUUACGGCUGAAACAACAGAAGGGGUUGUGUAUCAUGGAGAAGCGAUGUCAAAGCCGAAAGGAGAAGCUGGCGAUCCAAUUGUAGCAGAGGAUGUUGGGAGUAAUGCUGCAAUUGCACUACUGGAAGAAAUCUACAGAGGUGGAUGUUUGGAUAGUUCAGCUCAAAUACUGGCGAGCUCUUUCAUGGCUCUUGGGCAAAAAGAUAUUUCAAAAUUUCUUUUUGGCCCCUUGACUGUUUAUAGUGUUCAUGCUUUUCGACACUUGAAAUCGUUCUUCGAGAUCCAGUUUAAAGUUGAAGAAUGGGAACGGAUACGAAAGGUGGAUAAGGAUAAGGAAGAUGAUGCAAUGCGGUUAGGCAGUAAUCAGAAAGCGCUAGUUACUGCUAUGGGGAUUGGUUUCAGUAAUUUGAACAAAAUUGUUUUAUAG